CGUCCCGCCACAACAUCAGCUCGACCGGGAGGAACAGCAGGAGCGAUCCCGGUGGAACCGGUUCACCGUGGCGGCGGUCCGGCACGGCUCUCUAGUACCUGCAGCCUCUAUCAAAUGCAAAUAUGUCUGGGUCUGGAAGAAUGCAAGUUUGUCAUGCUUGUCUGGCAUGUUUCGAGAAUCUGUGUUGCAUAGGCGCGAAAAGGCCCUCUUGCCUGUCAUGCAAGAACGCAGUUUGCCAUGCGGAAUACGUAAGACAUGGCAGCCAAAAAAUUUGUCAUGCGUAGCUGCGUAUUGUAGCGGUGCGUCUACCAUUCACUUUUAGCAUUACAAGUUUCCAGACCCAGACAUUUUUGCAUUUGAUAGCCUCCCCCUCCGGGCAAAACCAGAUUCACGACCACAGCAUCGACUUUCUGCGGAAUAUGCAUUGCAAAUAUGUCUGGGUCUGGACGAAUUGGAACUUGUGAUGCUGCAUUUGGAUUCCAAAAAAAUCUGUAUUGCAUGAGCAGCAACGGGCAUGUAAUUUUUGCUAGGCGGAGAAGGCGUUUCUCAUGCGAAAGGGGCAUCAAGAAGCUCUGAAAAAAUCUGUCAUGCUAGGACAUGCAUCACAGACAUCAUGGCUCAUGCAAAACGUGCAUGACAAGUCUCAGAACUUUCCAGAACCAGACACAUUUGCAAUUGAUACGGAACGGCAACGUGCAGGUGAUCGACGGCGAGGAGUAUCACCCGAGCCCCAGUCCCAGCGGGGGCGGGGAGUUGGUGUUGGUCCGCGACAUUCAUCUGCAGACGCGGAAUAGCGAAUUGCUGCAGCGGGAUGUUUUGCAGAGGUUAGGGCUACCGUCGGCUGGGAUGGUGGAACAUCAAGCUGGUGGUCCUCAUGGGACGCGCAGUAGUACUACUAACGGUCAGCACGACCCCGUCAGCAGGUAUCAUCAGCAACACCAUCCCGGUCAACAUCAUUUUCACCCCUCCGAAUCAAUUCUUAACAACCCGAGGCUGUUAAUGCUGCCCGGCCCGGCUGGAAGCACUAACCAAGACCACUACAACAGCGGGCACCAUCAGCAUGGUUCAUCAAAUCACGACUCACACGACGACAUCAACUACCGCUACUUCCGUGGCGGGCAUCCACCGGCGCAUUUGUCCGCGAGCGUGUGGCAAAAGCUGAAAUCUUUACUCGACCGGGACCGGUAUAGGACGAGCUUUCGAGACGGCGAUGCGGACCAGCUGCCACCUUUUUUCGGCGAUUACUUUGACGACUUGGAGUACUUCGACUACACUCAUGGCAGCAUUACAGAUUCUUCCGGUACAGCUAAUUCCAUCCUCGAGGGGGAGGAAGAUUUGUUACAACAACAUAACGCUGGACCACAGCAGCACAAAUUCUCCUCUUCCAGAGCGGCCAUGCGCCACUUGUACGCGCAGCGGUCUAGAUUAAUCGCGGAGUACCUGCAAGGGGCGAAUUACAAUCCGUUCAUUGACCAGGAGAAGCUGCCGGUGCAGUCCAAAAUUAUCGAUAAGGACGAGCUGGAAAGGAGUAGUCGAGAUAAAAAGGGGUUCCGCAAGUACGUACGGGACUCGAUUGUUGAUUCCAACUUCUGGAAGGCGAUUAUCGCUGCGAUCGUCGUGGGGAUGGUUUCCUCUGUUUUCGUUUUCGACAUGUACUUUGGCUACGAACUCCGCCGGCAAGUCCCGCUGAUCGCCGGUGCCAUGGCGCUCCGCUUGUAUCUGAACGCGUUGGAGAGGUCCGGGAUGGCGCCGUGGUUCAUGAUGCUCAGCGUCUACGCAAGCAUUCUCGCGAUCAUCCUGGCGCCGCAGGCCGGCGUUAUUUCGCCUUUUAGUAAUUAUGCCACAAUAGGAGCAUCAAGCGCUGGUCUUCUACCCGGAGCAGGUGGCUCAACAUCUUUGGAUUCAACAGGAAUAAUAAACUAUCCAACUUUCUCCGCUUUGCGGUUGUUUUUCACCGCCGUCGCCUUCGCGGUUCCCUGUUUGUACCUCGGACUGAAGGUUCCGGUGGAAGAUGUGGAAAAGUGGAAGGAACAGUGCGAAAAGGAAUCGGCAAGGCUGCAGCGAGCGUCGACCGCUUCGGGGUCGUCGUCGGUCGUGGGAGAAAAUGGUAAUAUAAUUGAUACGUCGCGGCUGACGACGCAAGACGGUGGAAAUAAAUCAACAGUGGACGGCGCCGAUGACAACACCACAGCUGCACCCGGGGCGACAACUACGAUAGGAGAAAAUGAAAAAACCACGAAAUUUCAUCCGGGUGGAGAAAAGACAGCAACGAAUGGCUCCCCAGAGCUCAGGACCACCACUAUUGCAGCCAGCACUUCGCUUUCGCAGCAACUCGAGGGGAAUUUCCUGCUCGGCUACCAGGGGCUGCGCCAGUGCCAGGUUCCGCCGGACUCGCAACUGGGGUUGUCGUUGAACAACACCUUGAUGUUUCGCCAGUACGAGGACGUUACUUAUUUGGGGGAAGGCGGUUUCGGGGUCGUUUACAAGGCGAAAAACAAGCUCGACCAGUCCUACGCAGCGUUUAAAGUGAAAAACUACCGACUCACCUCCACCGAGAACAUCGCGCAGAUAGAGCGCUCUUUCAACGAAGUGAAAACUUUCCUCGCGAUGAAGCACAAGCACCUAGUGGAUUUCCACAUGCACUGGUGCGAAGAGAGCCAGUUUUUACCCGAUAAAAGAACCGUGCAGAAGGGCGGGCAAGAGUGGCCGUUAGAUGAGGACAACGCGGGUGGAGGUUUGAGUUCGGAUGUAGGAGGAGCUGCCUUGGGUGGAACGAACAAUCCGGAAGACCAACCGGGGAUAUCAAAUGUAAAAAUGUCUGGGUCUGGAAGAAUGCGAGAUUUGUCAUGCGCGUUUUGCAUGAGCCAUGAUGUCUGUGAUGCAUACCCUAGCAAUACAGGUUUUUUGGCGGCUUCUCGAUGCCUAUUCCGCAUGACAAAUGCCUUCUCAGCGUAGCAAAAAUUGCAUUCCCUUUGGUACUCAUGCAAUACAGAUUUUUUUGGAAUCCAAAUGCAGCAUCACAAGUUGCAUUCUUCCAGACCCAGACAUUUUUACAUUUGAUAGGGGAGCGGGACGGACGACUUGGCUCUGUUCCCCAACGACCCGGCGGCCCAUGCGAGUAUAUCAAAAGGAAAAACCCCCCCUCCCCAUAUCAAAACGAAGUUUCUGAUGCUGGAUUUGGGUACACAAAUCAGCUUUGUAUUGCAGAGAGGCAUUGCGGACAGAUCUCCAGGCUAGAUAGGGGCGGGCGUGUCUAGUUGUUUAGCAUGGCAAACGGCUCCCCUUUAGGCCCAACAGCAUCACAAACCGCUUCCAGAAUGGGGCUAAAGCUCCUGCCCUUGUCUUCUUGCAAGACAAAAAGGAUUUGUGACCUCAAAUCAGCAACACAAAUUUUCGAAGUCGUGCCUUUUCAAUGUGGGGAGGGGGGAUUUUUCCUUUCAAUAGAGUACUAAAAAUUACCAGCAGCACAGCUUGAUGAAUCGCACACUGAAUACGUCCGAAGGUGGCGUUUUUUCGAUGGAACGAUCAGCGAACUGGACCCGGAAGCAUUCGCCGCCGUUUAAACCAGCAGUGGGGAAAAAUUUAGAGAAGAAAACGUCCGGGUUGCAGCUCGUUGCUAGUACUUCCGGAGACGGUCAUGAUCAUGCGGAUGCGGAACAAGCCAAGUUACAAUUACAACCCGGGUUUGGUGGUACUACUGCGGGAAUAAUAGCAUCAUCUCUGGAGAAAACAGGUUCUGGAAAGAAGCCACUGCAAGGAGGUGCCAACAAGGACGGUAAUGUUGAUGUAGUUGAGAAUGUAGAUCUUUAUCCAGAGAACCUCAACGGCAUGGCCAGCCACAGCUCGUCUGCCUCCAGCACCUGGCAAACCCACAACAGCGACUCCGCCGGCAUGGUGUCCGCCACGGCAAGUUUUAAUAACAGCGACAUAGCACAUACCUCUAGAAAGGAGCAAAAUAACGACAAUUUAUCGUCCAAGAAUCUUCAGAACAAAUCGCCGACCACACAGGGCGACAGUUCCUCCGGGGGUACUUUUGAACGCGUGAACCAGAUCUUGGAGAUGAAAACUACGAACAAGCAAGAAAAGGAUCAUAAUAUCGAGGGCCAACAACAAGAAGCGUUCUUGACAAAAAAGUUCAAAGAGCAGUUUGACAAGACCUCCCAGGACGACACGAAUUCUAUCCAGUUCAUAAAAUCCUCGGUAAACGAAUCCGUCAUCGAGUCCGCCGCGGUCCGGUUUGCCGAGGUUGAAAACGAAAACAUUAACACCAGCAACAGCCUCUACAAGCCGAUUGACAUCCAGGCCGAUUUGAUGAACGCCGCGGCGGCGUUGCGAGGAACAUCUUCAAGGGGAAAAAAACUACACCAUGACAAGACAUCAAACGGCAGCAGCAACUCGGAAAACUCCGAUUCGACUUCGUUGGACGACUUUGUCCGGGCGAAGUCAGCCUACAUGGACACGCAAGAGAUGCUGAAGAACAAGUUGAUCACCAAAGAGCAGAUCGCGCCGUUGUUCGACGUGUGCCUCGUGAUGCACAUGGAACUCGUGGAGGGGCCAAAUUUGAAAGCGUUUUUGCAGGAUAGCCGACGAAGUCUCGACUGGGGGGUGUUCACCUCGAUGUACGACUUUUGGCUCCCAACUGCCGUCGCCGCGCUACAACGAAAUCAGAGUUCCAGCCGGAAAACCAGCCGGAUUCUCCAGGUCGACAUGGAGGCGGUGGAAAUCCAGGCCAGGCAACGGUCGAUUAGCAGUCUGAAACUGACCUCUGCGCGCCUGUCCGCCGCAAACGCGGCGUUGGAAAAUAAUGGCAGUAGUCCGAUGGAACGGGGUAGUUCUCCGGGAAUAUUAAAUGAGGUUGAAAAGGACAAGAGCGACGGAGGACUAUAUGCAGCUCCUGCAAUUAUGGGGAAGGAAGAUGAAGACCAAAAUGAAAGCGGAAUUAUGACUCCACAGAUGAACAACACUAAGGGUGAGGUGAUCGACCUUCUUUCCCUGAGCCGAAAAUCCUCCGCGCAGGAGAAUUUGCACAACAAAUCGUCUUCCUCCGCUUCGUCUGACUUUGAGCAGCAGCUCGGGGGGACGAACACACCGCAGAAAUUGUCGCACGUGUCUUCCCCGACUUCACAUGAUCGGGACGCUGUUGAUUCACCGCCACUGGCUCUCGGAGAAGUGGGACUACAACUAGGGCACCUGCAACAUGAAGACCGGCAUCAGACCACUCCUGAUGAAAAUAAUAUUAAACAUGAGCAGCAAGGGGACGAGAAAAACGCCAGCAACCUCAUAAACAACAGUUCCGAGGAAGAAGUCUUGAACAGUGAUUCCAAAGCGACGACCCUGAACAAUAAUAUGAACAAGACCACGUCUGAUCAGCAGCAUCAAGACCAGAAAACGUCGACCACGACCACGCAUUCCACCCAACCAAAUUCCACCCAAAAUAACCAGUACUUUUGCUACGAGAAGGUGCAACCCAAUCCCGGGGUGCUCGACGAGUCCCCCUGGUGGAAUGCGGGGGUCGAGUUCGAGUGGAUGCGGCAACUGACGAAGGGCAUGCGCGCCAUCCACAAGAAGGGGUUUGUGCACCGGGAUUUAAAGCCGCAGAACUGCUUUCUGGAUUUGAGACAGGGGUUGCUGAAGAUUGGGGAUUUUGGCCUGUCUUCCGUGUCUACGACCGCGAAUUCACUCUCCAUCUACAAUGCGGAGAAUGGACUGGUGGAGCAGAAUGUGAAGAACCCGGUGCAGCCCACUAUCAAAUGCAAAAAUGUCUCCGUCUGGAAGACUGCAAACUUCUCAUGCAUAUUUUCCAUGCCCCAUGAGGGUUGAAAUGCAGGACCUAGCAUAACAGGUUCUGCGACGUCCCUAUCCUGCCUGUCCUGCAUGACAAACUGCCUCUAAACUUGUCCAACACUGGACAGCUUUCGGUAGUCAUGCAACACAAAUGUUUGUACGAUCCAGACUUAGCAUGACAAGUUCGCAUCCUCCCAGACCCAGACAUAUUUGCAAUCCAUACCCACCACGCGGGGCCCGCUGAGCCCGUACUGGGGCACGCCGAUGUACAUGCCGCCAGAAGGAAAUUCGUUGGACGAAUCAACCGACGUGUACGCAGUGGGGCUGAUUAUGCUGCAAUUGCUGUCGCCGAGAUUCACGACACAGGUAGAGAGCUGGAUUCAUUCAACACGACGUCAUGCAUUUUUUCCAUUUCUUUGUAGACAUCGUGCAGGCGUUUGGUUCUCCUGUCACCAGACAGGCUUCAUGCCCGCUUUUUAACACAACGCACUAGUACUGUUUUACAUUACACAAAAAAUCUUCAAUAAAAAACCACCAACAAAUAUUAAACCACAGAUGGAGCGGCAACUGUUGAUCGAGGCUUUCAAGGGCCCAACCGCAGAAGUGAUUCCGGGCCUGGAGGAAAAGGUCUCCCCCGAGUGCUACAAGGAGUGGUUUGAGCUGCCGCGGGAACUGAUCGCCCGCUGCGCCAAGCAUGACCCGGAGGCGAGAAUCGGCAGCGAGGAAUUGCACCUACACAUGAAGCAGAUGCGCAACGCACGCUUCCACAAGGAUCUAAUGGUCAGUGGCGCGAAGGGCGGGGAUUAG
Amoebophrya sp. A120 is the source of this 6591-nucleotide messenger RNA. The record is from the annotation of a GenBank genome assembly. Lineage: Eukaryota; Dinophyceae; Syndiniales; Amoebophryaceae.